Phaeodactylum tricornutum CCAP 1055/1 is the source of this 1146-nucleotide messenger RNA. RefSeq lists its product with no specific name. The record is from RefSeq and is a predicted model, not a curated record. The transcript has a single exon. Bases 1 to 1146 code for a protein of 381 amino acids. Lineage: Eukaryota; Bacillariophyta; Bacillariophyceae; Surirellales; Neidiaceae.
AUGCCAGUGAGGGAUCCUAGACUUAGAAUUGGAGGGAAGGUGACGGCAAAGGCUUGUCAUGUUGUGCAUCUGAGCGAGUGCGCACGGAGAUAUGGCAUCAACAAGCACUCCAAGCGGCUUGUUGGAACGGUUCUAGACGUCACGACCACCCCUGUAUCCAUUACAACCGGGCGUACCUCUACUUUGAUAACAGCAGUUUAUGAUUUUGGAGAGAGUUUGUUCAAGGAAAAAACACUGAACAUUCGGAGUGUAAAGGCAUUUGUACUGCCAGAAGAUGAAGGAAUGUCCUUAAUUGAGGAAAUAGCAGCAGAGACUUUGCAGACAGCAGAAGCAGACAUGGAAGCCGGAAACUUGAUGGAAGAAAGUGUCGAAGCCCCGGUAGCCGAAAUGGUUGAAACCCCGGCUGACAUAGAGCCCAAUACCUUGGUCGACACAGAGCCCAAUACCCCGGUUGACACAGAGCCCAAUAGCCCGGUAGCCGAAAUUGUCGAGACCCCAGUUGACACCAAUACCUUGGUUGACACAGAGUCCAAAAACCCGGUAGCCACAGUGCACCAAACAGAGUGGUAUGUGAAUGAAAGAAAAACCCGGCUGGAUGUGAAUGGCCAUGUCUAUGUUAGGCACUUCCAUAUCCGUACUUCAGUUGGUGACCUUAUUGGUCAAGACUCUGACAAUGGGGUGAGAUUUUCGCGCCUCGAAUAUUUCCUGCUCAUGUUUCCGCCGACCCAGCUGACUACUAUGUGUUGGCUUACAAAUACUAUGCUUGCUCAACAAAACAAGCAUACAAUUACAGCCGGAGAACUUCUUUGGUUCUUUGGAAUCCUCAUCCUCACCACAAAGUUUGAGUCCAGUAGCCGGGCCCAACUAUGGUCCACAACUGCACCCUCCAAGUAUAUUCCUGCCCCUUCAUUUGGACACACAGGAAUGUCCCGGCAACGGUUUGACAAUAUCUGGAAACAUAUCUGUUGGAGUGAACAAUGUCCAGUGCAACCGGAGGGUAUGAGCACUCAUGUUCACCAAUGGCAACUUGUUGACAACUUUGUCACAAGGUUCAAUGAGCAUUGUAGCGAAAAUUUUGUACCUUCCCAUCUGAUUUGUGUGGAUGAAUCUAUCUCAAGAUGGUAUGGGCAGGGUGGGAUUGGAUAA